Mugil cephalus (flathead mullet) is the source of this 807-nucleotide messenger RNA. RefSeq names its product chromosome 8 C9orf85 homolog (gene c8h9orf85). Bases 103 to 675 code for a protein of 190 amino acids. The transcript has 4 exons. The record is from RefSeq and is a predicted model, not a curated record. NCBI's taxonomy places the organism in Eukaryota, Metazoa, Chordata, Actinopteri, Mugiliformes, Mugilidae.
UUCUCGACGUGCGUCUACAACUUCCGGGUUAGCGCUCACGCCCGUCCGUGGCAUGCUUCCUGAAAAUCUUCAAAACGUGUGUAAUUAAAACAGCUAAAUAAGAUGAGUUCUCAGAAAGGCAAUGUAUCUCGCUCAAGAUCCCAGAAGCAUAAAAACACCAUUGCCUUCAAGAACGACAAAUACGGAGCGACUGCACAAGUGAAGAAGGCAAAUUCAAAGGUCCACGAUGGGCUCUGUCAGCGCUGUAAAGAAGUACUUGAGUGGAAAGUCAAGUACAAUAAAUACAAGUCUCUAACGCAGCCCAAAAAAUGCGUCAAGUGUUUUCAGAAGACAGUAAAAGAUGCGUAUCACAUCAUCUGUAAGCCCUGUUCCCUUCAGCUAGAGAUUUGCUGCAAGUGUGGGAAGAAAGAGGACAUCGUUAUUCCAGUCAACUCACAUCUGGACAAUAAAGAAGAAGAAGAAGGAGACGAGGAAGGACAGAGAAAAAAAGGCAGUAGACGAGGGAAGAAAGACGUGGGUGACUUGGACAGUGAUGAUGAUGAUUAUGAUGACGAUGACUUCGACGGCCUUGAAGACGAGGAAGAUGAAGAAUUGGACAAUGACUCAAGACUAAAAAAGACACAGAACAAGCCUGCUGCUCUCCCAGAUGUGUCUUUAGUUGAUAUUAAAGAUUAAAGAAGAUGAGAGCCGGACCAAGGCUCUGAGAUGAUUUCUGAUUCUUUUUACUUUUUUUUUAAUUUGAGUUGUCUUUACCCAAAGAACUGUAUAUCUAUUAAACGAUGCCAUAAAUGACUCGUGGAAAAAAAA